Molecule: messenger RNA, 4158 nt
Organism: Saprolegnia parasitica CBS 223.65
Lineage: Eukaryota; Oomycota; Saprolegniomycetes; Saprolegniales; Saprolegniaceae
Exons: 10
Coding region: 1-4158 (1385 amino acids)
Biological process (GO): calcium ion import across plasma membrane
Cellular component (GO): membrane
Molecular function (GO): protein binding; monoatomic ion channel activity
Source: RefSeq, a predicted model, not a curated record
AUGAGCUUUACCGCCGCUGCAAGCAGCAUCGUGGACUACGGCAGCGUCCAGGUCGAGCGGAAGGACACCGACAAUGGCGUCAUCGUGGCACCGGCCGACGAAGUCGAUUACACUGCAACAGACGACGAAGACCCAGCCGAGUACCAGGACAUGAACAUGGUCGAUCUGAUCUCCUACGGCAAAACCGAGAUUAUCAAGCACCGACUCAAGAACGGUAUGUACACUGAGGAGGACCUCGUAGCCACGACACAGCGCGGGGAUUCGUUGCUCACAGUCGCGGCCAGCUACGGCAAUAACGAGAUCGUCGAGCUUGUACUCCAGCGCACCAACUACCGUCUUAUCCAAGACUAUGCGUCUGGCCCGCUCUGGGACGCAGUUGCAUCCAACCACAAGCGUGUGGUUCAGACGCUCCUCACCACCAUCGGCCAUGAAAUGGACCUCCCGAGCCUCCGCAACGGCUCCGCGGACGGCUUUAUUACCCAUAGAGCCACGUACAUGUGGGGCUGCAACGAGAUUCUCGAGGUGCUCUUGGAAGCUGGUGCGCCCGUUGACGCUGUGACCGGGAACGGAGAAACAGCGCUUCACCUGGCGGCGUCCUCAGGCAACGUACGUGGCGUCGAGAUUCUCCUCAAAGCCAAAGCCAACGUUAACGCCGUGGACGACUGGGGCAGGACACCGCUGCGUCGCGCCGUAGGCGUUUGGGAUAACGACGAUGACAUCAUGGCCGUGAUGGAACUGCUUUUCAUCGCUGGCGCUAUUGUGCACAUCCCAGACAACAACAACUAUGCGGUCGCCGAGGUGCGUCGCGCACGUCUUGUGGCCGAAGCGACGUUCCGCGAGGCCUUUCCCGUGCACUGCAUCGCUCGCAAUGGCGACGUCGCCAAGUUUCGGAGCUUGUUGCCAGAGUGCGAUGCGGAUGUGAUGCGCGCGCCACAGCGCUGGGAAGGCCAGUACUGCCUCGACGGCGAGUGGCGACCCGUUGUCUGGACUGUCGACGUCGUACCCGUGCCCCACGAGGCGUGCUACCGCUUCGUCGGCAGUGGCGCAGACGACAUUAGUCCGUUCACGGUCAGCGGCAAAUGGUCGGGUGAGUGGAUGGAAGCGGACGCGGCGUACGUCGAAGGGAACGUGCAUACUCAUGUCGAGUACCGUGGCAAGGUGGACGUGAGUACGAGCGUCUGGAUCGGCGAUUGGAACACUUUUCGUGACAACGGUAUCUUCGCGAUGCAGUUGCCACUCCAGCGCUGCCCGACGUGCAACGAGAACACGGUGCUUCAUAGCGACAAGCAGUGCUUGUGCUGCCUCCCAGACGGCUACAACGCCGACGCUUCGGAAGACACGAUCGAGGAGCAGCGCCGCCGACUGGAAGGGAUUCAUCAAACCCUUUCGAGGGACAUCAUCGAACAAGACGAGGACGUGCUCCAAGCCAAGAUCGACCUCAAGCAGCAGUACCCGCUUUACUACCUCGCGCGUGUCGAGGACUGCGCGCAGGCAGCUGCUUAUGUCCAGGCGCAGCAGUCGCCUAUCCAUGUCGCCAUCACGACGCAACUGCCCAUUUCGGUGCUCUCCGAGUUGAUCUACGAGAGCCCCCAAGAGGUCAACGCCCAAGACAAGCUCGGCAACACGCCGCUGAUGGUCGCGUCCAAGUUGGGUCUUCUCGACCACGUCCACAUGCUGUUGGACAACGAAGCCGACGUCGACAUGACCAAUCACCACGGCCAAAGCGCGCUCAUGAUGGCAGCGAUGGGCGGCCACGUCGCCAUCGUCGACAGCCUCCUCGAGCACUUGGCCGACGUCGCCCUCCGCGACACCAACGACAAGACGGUGCUCGACAUGCUCCAGUCGCACAUCACGACACAUCUCGCGGGCCGUUCGUGCCACGAGCGCACCAAGAGCCCGUUUGUGCAGAUCCAGAACGCGAUCGAGAAGGAGAUCCGCGACAGCAAGACGUCCACCGAGUACCGCGCCAAGCUCGCGGCGUCGCUCGCCGACUUGACGGCCAAGACGGCGUUCGACCGCAACGGCUUUGCCAAGGCCAUCAACUGCGCGCCCGAGCUCGGUGUGACCUUUCUCAACGACUGCGUCAGCAUGGACCGCCACGACGUUCAUUUCACCAACCUCGACUACGUGUACGGCAAGCACGUCUCGGCCAGUGCGCUCCAUGCGCUUCUCCACAUGGAGACGGACGAUCCAGAUCUUAUCUUUGAAGCCAAGACCAAGUGUUUCGAGCAUGUGACGAUCCGGCGCAUACUCGAGAUCAAGUGGGAGCUCUUUGGCCAGCGCAAGUUUCUCGAAAUGCUCUUCAUGUACCUCGUCUUGCUCGUGAGCAUGACCAUCUCGGCGGUGCUCUUCCACGACGACGACACGCGGCUUGACGCGGCGAGCGUCGAGGUGCUUCUCGGUGUUCUUGUCGUCUCGCUGGCCAUUGUUGGCUGCAUUGCGGUGCAGGCGCUGCGCCCGCAGACGCUAUGGCGGCUUGCUCGGUACCGCUACGACGGCAGCCUCGCAUUUGAUCCGGAGCUCGACAUCCCGGACCUCUGGCGUCACAAGGCAUCGGCCAAGCGCUGGCUGAAGCUCGGUGUCUUGAUCGGGACGCUGCUCCUUGCUGGUCUUCUCGUCGGUCUCCUGGUGGUGACGUCGUCCAUCUCGUUCUUUCCGGUCUUCAACAACCUGGUUCUGGCGGUCGCGGUCGUCUACUUUGUCGUGAACGAGUGCCAAGAGGCCCGUGGCGACCUCUCGGCCUACCUCGCGUCGACCAUCAACGUCGUCCAAGUGAGCAUGUACAUGCUGAUUCUGGUGGUCUUUUUGCCCAUGCAGCUCAACUGGCUCGACACGCCGGACCAGGUCGAGAUUGCAGUCGGGAGUGGCAUCACGCUCACGCUCUGGAUUCUGAGUCUCCAGUUUCUCGAAGUCGAGCGGAAUGCGAGCUACCUUUUGCCGAUGCUUACGGGACUGCUCAAGGACCUCUGGAACUUUUUCCUCUUCUUUGGCGUCUUCCAGAUCGGUAUCACGGUCACCUUCUUCCAGCUCUACAAGACGACGGACAGCGACGACUUCAACUCGCUCAGCGGCUCGUUCUUGACGUCGUACUUUGUCGCGUUUGGCCAAGUGCCUAUGGGUGCGAUGGGUGCAUUUACCGAUGAAAAGACCAAGUCGAUCGAUGGCUACGACUGGGUUCUGUACAUCUUUGCCGUCGGGAUGAUCAUGGCGCACUCGGCGGUCGUCGUCCUCUUCCUCCUCAACUUGCUCGUCGCCAACAUGAACAAGACGGUGGACGGCGGUCUCGAAAAGGCCAAAACAGAGGCGCUCGCAGCGUACGCGCAGUGCAUUCUGCGCCUCGAGGAGGCCAUGCACUGUUCGCCAAAAGAGACGCAAGACCUCAUCUACUUUAUCCCGCCGACGCCAUCAUGCGAUGGGAAGCUCAACCCGAUCUUUACCGCGUCCAUGCCCAAGUCACACUACGGCAUCACGGCCGAAAUUGAAGCUGCGAUCGCUACGCACGUAGCGCAGCAGACGUCGUGGGUGACGAUGGCCAAGACGAUCCAAGACCAGGUGACGGCGGCGUUGACAACGUUUGAGGACGGUCUCCUCGACGUGGCACACUUCAUCGACGUGGACAUUUCCGUUGUCUUUGCCAAGGAGCUGGCAGCGGUUGCCGUCACUCGGUCGUCGCUGGACAAGGUGUUUGUCUCGAUGCGCAAGAGCCGUGGGCAGCAAGACCAGAGAAAGCUGCUCGGUCGCUUCCAAAAGACGGUGGCGCGCGACCUAAUGACACUUGGUCGCACGCUGCACCAGAUCGGCGCCGUGGCCAGCGACGACGACCACGCGCGCUGCGUCAUUGUGUACAAGCUUGCGCGUCAGUCGUCAAUGGCGAGCGAUAUCGAGGCGCUCCAGGCGCAUGCGAGCUCUGCCUUUGACGAGGCCAUGGGGGCCAUUGGCGAUGUGGUUUGUGACGCCGAUGGCAAGGACUCGUCGAGUGCGGUCCUCGCCGAGAUGCAGGCGCUGAUGGAGGCGCAGAACGCGUCAGCGGCGGCCGUGAUCGCAGCCAUGGAAGAGAAGAACGCGGCAGCAAUGGCUACGAUGGCAGCCAUGGAAGGUCAAAUCGAAGCGCUACUCCACACUGUCGAGACGCUCGUGGUUGUAUCUGCUGUUGCGUAA